Cladophialophora yegresii CBS 114405 is the source of this 906-nucleotide messenger RNA. RefSeq lists its product as uncharacterized. Bases 1 to 906 code for a protein of 301 amino acids. NCBI's taxonomy places the organism in Eukaryota, Fungi, Ascomycota, Eurotiomycetes, Chaetothyriales, Herpotrichiellaceae. The record is from RefSeq and is a predicted model, not a curated record. The transcript has 2 exons.
AUGGGCUGGUCUUCGCCAGACAGCUGGCUUACGCAGCUCUUUUCGGGCGAUCCCAUAAUAAUUCUCAUUGCCUUGCUGGUGACGAUAGCCCUCCCGUCAUUGGUUCAUCUCUACUUUUACACCCAAAAUGCCCGCUCCAAAGUCACUCCAACUUUCCUCCUCCUUGGACCCAGCGGUGCAGGCAAGACUUCACUCGCGUCCUUGCUGCAAAAGCGAUCCUCCAAUCCCGAGGACAGCGAGGCAGAUGCCGCCCUAACCCGCGUAUCCCAAGUCUCCUCCACUGUCAGCUUACUGCUUUCGCCCUCUAUCCCGCUUGGGUCCAAUAAAUACCGCUCCGAGAACGAUGCGCACCUCAAGGACAAGCAACCGACUCCAUAUGUCCUGAUAGAUACUCCAGGCCAUGGGAAAUUGAGAUUAGAGGCUGCGUUGUCCCAGAUCCAGAAUCCAGGGCUGCGCGGCGUCAUUUUCGUGGUGGACUCGACUGUCCUUGACGCCAGCGAUUCCUCGAUAUCCCGUGAUACGGCCGUCUAUCUGCAUGACACGCUGCUAGCGAUACAGCGCCGGAAGGCCAUAGCGAAGACCGCGACAAAGAUACCCGUGCUCGUUGCUGCAAACAAGCAGGACCUCUUCACGGCUUUGCCGACAGGUGCCGUCCGGGAGCGUCUGGAAACGGAGAUUGAGAGGGUCAGAGUGUCCCAAAGCAAAGGCCUUGGCAGGGUCGGUGAGGAUACAGAUGCCGAUACGGAGGAUGAUAUUCUCGGAGGUGGUGGAGAAGAGAAGUUCAGCUUCAAGCUGAUGGCCGAAGAGUAUGGGAUCAACAUUGACGUGCUCGGCGGAGCAGUCAAGGGCGAAGAAGCAGGAAAGGGCGUCAGAAGGUGGGAGGAAUGGAUCGGCGGCUGCCUGUGA